Molecule: messenger RNA, 1952 nt
Organism: Hyla sarda
Lineage: Eukaryota; Metazoa; Chordata; Amphibia; Anura; Hylidae
Exons: 3
Coding region: 1-1557 (518 amino acids)
Source: RefSeq, a predicted model, not a curated record
AUGGGUUCAGAGAGAGAGUUAUUGCCUGCCACAAUUGGGCGACCGGGUGGAUUUUCCAAUCCUUUGUGGAUUUUAGGAAGCAGAUACAGUGUGGCUACCGCAGGAUGUUCCGGUAGCAGGUAUGAGAAUUAUAAGUCUAAAAACUUCCCUCCACUCACUUUGAACCAUUAUGUAGACGUUUUUGUCCAGUUGGUUACCAAAGAAUUUGAACGUAUACCCAGGAAUCGAGCAUCUGACAAUCUCACAAGGGUGCAACGCAGGGCUCUCAUCGACCUGGGCCACUUGGACGACAUUGUCAUAAAACCAUCUGAUAAAGGUGGCAACGUCGUCCUGUGGCCCAGAUCGAUGUAUGAGAAAGAAGCAAGUAGACAGUUAAGGGAUAAUGUAUGUUACAAACGCCUGACCUUCAACCCACUUUCCAAGUAUAAGCAGGAACUUGCUGCUAUCCUGGAAUUGGGUGUGGAGGAAGGUGUAAUCACUCAAAAACAAUUUUCAUACCUGCUACCGGAACAUCCUGCGGUAGCCACACUGUAUCUGCUUCCUAAAAUCCACAAAGGAUUGGAAAAUCCACCCGGUCGCCCAAUUGUGGCAGGCAAUAACUCUCUCUCUGAACCCAUUUGUAGAUACAUUGAUCAUUUUCUCAAACCCAUCGUUGAAUCCCUACCUUCCUACCUACGAGACACAACGGACAUUCUGAGACGAUUAGAUGGCAUCCAAUUGGAUCAAGAUGCCCUUCUGGUAACGUGUGACGUUGAAGCUUUAUAUACGUCCAUUCGCCAUGCAGACGGUCUUGAAGCAGUGGAGAAGUUCCUUUUGAUGACUGACUUCGAACCAGAAACUUGUGAGUUUAUUUUAAACUUAUUGAGAUUUGCUCUUACGCACAACUUCUUCUUAUUUGGGGACCUCCUCUACCUACAAAUCCAGGGAACUGCUAUGGGGGCGGCUUGUGCGCCCUCAUAUGCAAAUUGUUUCCUUGGAUUGUGGGAGAGGAGGAUAUUCAUGCUUGAACCCCCUGCACUCAUUGAAAAGGUGUCGCUAUGGGGCAGAUUUAUUGAUGAUAUUCUGUUUGUCUGGCAUGGGUCCAUUGACGAGCUAGGAUCAUUCAUGGAUCAACUCAACAAUAACAACUAUAACAUUAAACUUACAUAUAAAUAUGGACGUACAAAUAUGGAGUUUUUGGAUGUACUAUUCAACAUCGAAUCAGAUGGAUACAUAUCAUCAAAUGUAUAUCGUAAAAAGACCUCCACAAACUCCCUUCUACACGCGACAUCUUCUCAUCCAAAACCUCUCAUCUCCAACAUCCCUGUAGGUCAAUUCCUCAGGAUGAAGCGCAUUUGUUCAUCGGACACAUUCUUUGAAGAACAGGCUAAGGACCUCACAAAUCGAUUCAAAGAAAGAGGAUAUAGGCAGCAGGAUAUAUCAAAAGCAUAUUCAAGAGCAAAGAAUACCCCCAGGAACAAUCUGUUGAUGCAACCCAAGCAGAAAAAUCCGGAUAACCAGGGAGCUACGGAGAAGAGUAAGGGAACAUGUUCUGAGCAUCGAAGCAGCCAAGAAUGAACAGGAUGCCACUAAACUCAAGACAUUGGCUAGGCACUUUAAAGAGCAUCAUGCAUGCAACGGACAUUUACUGAAGGUACCUGGCAUAUCUGCGGAUUCUGAGCUCAGCACGGGACUAUAUGCACCGACUCAACACCACAUUGUGAUUUUGUAUUAUUAUAAAUAUUUUUGUAACACACCUUAUCAUUCACCUAUUCAUUUUACACAUAAUUAAUGUAUAAGUACACUCAACAUGGAUACACCUACAUGCAUAUAUUUGCAUAUGCACACAUGCACUUUAUUCAUUAUAUAUUUAUGUGUCAUUUUUUACAAAUUUAUUCCUCAUUAAGUGAUACCAUUUACAUUUGACUCUGUUUUUAUUAUGUUUCACUCUCUCACGAGCAUGAUCACUUUAU